This is a messenger RNA of Rasamsonia emersonii CBS 393.64, 1365 nucleotides long. RefSeq names its product SAM dependent methyltransferase. The transcript is spliced from 9 exons. Gene Ontology annotation, molecular function: methyltransferase activity. The record is from RefSeq and is a predicted model, not a curated record. Bases 1 to 1365 code for a protein of 454 amino acids. NCBI's taxonomy places the organism in Eukaryota, Fungi, Ascomycota, Eurotiomycetes, Eurotiales, Trichocomaceae.
AUGACUGAAACCACAUCGCCAACACCGCCAAAACCCAAAUCGCCCAUGUCGCCCACGGCACCACCACCUGCUACUGCUGCGGCGGCGCCUGAGGCUUCGGAUUCACAACCUUCGACCUCGUCGCCCCGUGAUCAGCCAGAGCCUGAAACUCAAAAUGAUUCCGCUGCCCCAUCGACCUCUGCUCCUCCCAACCCGCUCCCAGUGGAUCUGCCGCCACCGCCGCCUGAAUUACGCUGCUCAUCGCCGUGCUUUUUGGAGGGGGACGACGAUGACCCGUGGGGGGAAUUCGGUGUCGACGAUGACAAGGGCCCCAACGACGAAAAAGCAGCCAACCACCUCGACAUCGCGCACCACCUGUUCCUGCUCACGCUGAAAAACAAGCUGCACCUGGCGCCCAUCGGCGACAACCCGCAGCGCGUGCUGGACAUCGGCACGGGCACGGGCAUCUGGGCCAUCGACUUUGCAGACCAGUACCCGUCCGCGCAGGUCAUCGGCACCGACCUCUCGCCCAUCCAGCCGUCGUGGGUGCCGCCCAAUCUCAAAUUCGAGAUCGACGACGCAGAGGACGACUGGAUGUACCAGAAGAACAGCUUCGAUUUUAUCCAUGUGCGCAGCCUGUUUGGUUGCAUUGCUGACUGGCCGAGGUUCUACCGGCAGGUUUUGAGACACCUUAAACCCGGCGGCUACUUCGAGCAGGUCGAGAUGGCCCCAGGCUUCAAGUCAGACGACGGCUCGCUCGACCCCAACACGCCGUACGGCUACUGGCACGACCUGGGCGUCGAGGUAGGGCGCAAGAUGGGCAAGUCGUUCGAGACCAUGUACGAGAUGAAGGGCUUCAUCACCGAGGCCGGGUUCGAGGACAUCCACGAGACGACGUACAAGUGGCCGAUCGGCCCGUGGAUGGAGAGUCGCGAGGACAAGGAGAUCGGCAUGUGGGCGCGCUUCCACAUCGAGGAAGGGCUGGAGAACUGGGCCAUGGCGCCGCUGACCCGCGUCAUGGGCUGGAAGAAGGAAGAGGUCGAGAUCACCAUCAUGUCUGUCUUACCUACCUCCUUUUUCUCCCUAUCGCAACAUCUUGUAGUAUUGAACUGCAGAAAAAAGAAAAAAAAACAAGAUGUACUGAACCUGAGUAUCAUGACGCCCAUUUAUCUCAAUUGUGUAAAACAUGAACCUAUAGUCUUCAUCCUUUCUAGAAAGGACCACCCUAGCAGAAGGGCUCCUAAGACAAAGAAUAUCAAAACUGCCACCUCAGAACAACCACAAAGUGGUAUCAUCAGCAUAACAAUUUUAAACCUGAAACAGAACACUGAGAAGUCAGCAACUAAAUUACCUACGCCAUAUAGCAGUUUAACAAACAUACUUUAA